Auanema sp. JU1783 is the source of this 1809-nucleotide messenger RNA. The record is from the annotation of a GenBank genome assembly. NCBI's taxonomy places the organism in Eukaryota, Metazoa, Nematoda, Chromadorea, Rhabditida, Rhabditidae.
AUGCUUUUUCUGUCCGUUCUGUCACUCUUAUGUUUUCGAAUAUGUGUGGGACAUUUCAACUUGCUGAUCUCCAAAGGCGAGAUGAACAGAACUCUCGGUUUAAACGCAGAAAUGAGCUAUGUAGAGAACGGAGUGGUUAAUGCGUAUUCCACAAAGUUUCCUCUGCGAGUGAAUGCCGAUGUAAACUUCGUUACUUUCACUUGGAGUUCUACUGCAUCCGUCAUCUAUGCGAUUAUAAUAGAAUCUGAGGACACGAAUGUAGUCCCAGUUUUGCGCAUCCCUAGUCAUGGAAGUAUUCCCCAUAGUACGCAAGACUUCAUCGUCGAGUAUAGAUGCGCAGGUUAUCGGUCUGGACAGUUUAUUGUCUCUAUGUACUUCAACUUUACUAUCCAGAACGGAGAUUCGCAAUCUGUGAGAUUGCGUCAAGAAAAACUGUGUACUUCUAGAGAUGGAAGAAGAGGACUGGCAUAUAUGGUAUCAGGUGUGGAUGGUCUUGAGCAGGAGACUGUCGAUGGAACUGAAAAAGUUUUCUAUUUGAUCAUUACGAUUGCUUCUCUCUUCCUUCUUAUUAUUGGGAUCCUUUUGUUCACCUACUUCAGGAAAUCGAAGAAAGAAGUGCCAUGCUCUACUCCUAGAACACGCACUCCCAUAUGUCGCUUACCAACAUCUUUCCGAUCUUCGAUUCGCACAGCGCGUUCAGGAACAUCUGCUCAGCCUUUUUUGACUUCGACUCCUGUGAAAGAUGCCUUAUGCUCAUCUGGUUCCCUCCUCGGAACAGCUUCGAACCUAUCUAGCGCAUUAUCUUCAACGAAGGAAAAUAAUGUAGUUAAAGACAAGCCGAGCAACGUUGACGUAAGAAAAGCACUGGUGUCGCUGCAUGCUGAUAGAGAACUUCUUCAAAUGUUGCCAUUUGUAGAUAUGGAAGGAACCUUUGGUGAGAUUCGUUUUGCCAUUUGGAGACAAACGGAAGAUCCUACGAAUGGAGACGUUGAUGAUGAGGAGGAUGCACCUUGUACAGAUGAGCCUGUUAUGUGCAAAACAUUGAAGAAAAACGCUACUCCUGUGCAUCUCGAAAAGUUCCUACAGGAUGCACUUGCACUGCAUAAAGCACCUCCACAUGCCAACUUAGCUCAAGUUGCUUGUGCUGCUUCUUUCGGGAGGUUCGACGACCCUUCAUCUAUUAAUGAUCUUCCUUUAAUAUGCUAUCGUCACCGUGGGUUCGGAAUACUUAAAAAGUUUUUAAUGAAUUGCCGUGAGGGAGACCAACGUAAAAAUGCGCAUUUCUUAAGAACUCAUGAACUGGCUUCUAUUGCUUUGCAAGUUGGUAGAGCAAUGGCUCAUUUGCACAAGUUUUAUAUAUUACACAAAGACAUUGCAACAAGAAACUGUGUUAUUGCGGAAAACGGAAGUCGGCUGGUAGUUCAAUUGUGUGAUAAUUCUUUGUCUCGAGAUGUUUUUCCAUCUGAUUAUCACUGUAUCGGGGAUAACGAGAAUAGACCAUUGAAAUGGAUGAGUCCAGAGGCCAUUCAGGACCGAAAAUAUACUAGUGCCAGUGAUGUGUGGUCUUUCGGAGUUUUGUGCUGGGAGCUGAUGUCUCUUGCCUCCGUUCCUUUCCCAGAUAUUGAUGCCGAUGACAUGUUACCCGCUUUGAAAAGAGGAGCAAGGCUUCCUCAACCUGCAAACUGCCCUGAUCAACUGUACAAUAUUAUGUACUGUUGUUGGCAUGAAGUUGUACGGGAUAGACCAACUGCUGAUCAAAUAACAAUGGCAUUACAAGAGUUUGCAGUAACUUUAAACCAGUUCAUCUGA